Molecule: messenger RNA, 782 nt
Organism: Rattus rattus (black rat)
Lineage: Eukaryota; Metazoa; Chordata; Mammalia; Rodentia; Muridae
Gene: Saysd1
Product: SAYSVFN motif domain containing 1
Exons: 2
Coding region: 51-587 (178 amino acids)
Source: RefSeq, a predicted model, not a curated record
CGGCCGAGGACCGGCCCGGGCACACGCCUGCAAGCGAGCGGGCGCGCGCCAUGGAACAGCGGUUAGCCGAGUUCCGGGAGGCCCGCAAACGAGCAGGUUUGGUAGCCCAACCUUCCACGUCGAGCCAGAGCGUGCAGGUCUCAGGAGCGAAGGCUGAGCCAGCGGCGGCGACCCCAAAGACAGCCACGGGCUGGCUGAGACGCUUCUUGAGGUGGAAAGCAGGCCCACUCACGGCGCAGGCUCAGCCCAACCAGCCUCAGGAAGCAGUCCAGCAGCCCUCCCAGAACACAGCGGUCCCCCUGCCUUCCUCCUGCGGCCAGUCUUUCCUGACAAACGUCACCGUCCUGAAGGUUCUCCUCUGGUUGGUCCUGCUGGGUCUGUUUGUGGAGCUGGAGUUUGGCCUGGCUUAUUUUGUCCUGUCUAUGUUCUAUUGGAUGUACGUAGGGACUCGGGGUCCCGGGGAGAAGAAAGAAGGGGAGAAGAGCGCCUACUCCGUGUUCAACCCGGGCUGCGAAGCCAUCCAGGGCACCCUGACAGCUGAGCAGCUGGAGCGGGAGUUGCAGCUCAGACCCCCACAGGGCAGGUAGGACCGGCCCCAGCUGGUCCUCCGGUCCUGAGCAUGGACUUUAGAGGACAAAGGACAGCUUGCAGGGUGGACACAUUCUCCACGUAUUCCUGAUCUGCUGCCGUUUCAUCUUCGAACUCCUCUUUGAUUUAGGUGAAAUUUCUAAAGGACACUCAGGGUGGGGCUGGUGCAGUAUAUAAAAGCCAUAUAAGAAGGA